AUGAACCACACAAUUAACACGACGACGGCUGACACUCUGGAUGCCUGGAACCAAGAAAUAUCAACUAGCUUAUUUCCACAUUCGAUCCUGCUCAUCGUCUACCUUGUGGUUGGGUCCCUAGGUAACUCUCUUGUUAUCUACGUGCAUGUAUUCCGACUGCAAUCAAGAAAAGAGGAUCGCUUUUACAUCCCUAUCCUUGCGGUAGUAGAUAUGUUUUCAUGUGGUUUUACCGCACUGUUCACUCUCGCUUUAAACUUGUUAAACGUGAAGUUCAGUAAUGCCACUGCCUAUUUAUCAGACCUAGAAUACGGACUAUACACAUUCCUAUAUCAAUUCUACAUCUUCAAUAACGUUAUCAAUCCUGUAAUUUACGGUCUUUUUGACAACACGUUCCGUCGGGAUGCAGCUCAGCUUUUCCGUUCGUGUUGCAAAAUUGUGCCGACAGGGACAUCCAUGCCAUAA
Messenger RNA from Mizuhopecten yessoensis (Yesso scallop), 462 nucleotides. RefSeq lists its product as uncharacterized. The record is from RefSeq and is a predicted model, not a curated record. The transcript has 2 exons. NCBI's taxonomy places the organism in Eukaryota, Metazoa, Mollusca, Bivalvia, Pectinida, Pectinidae. Bases 1 to 462 code for a protein of 153 amino acids.